Messenger RNA from Paramuricea clavata, 1543 nucleotides. NCBI's taxonomy places the organism in Eukaryota, Metazoa, Cnidaria, Anthozoa, Malacalcyonacea, Plexauridae. The record is from the annotation of a GenBank genome assembly.
CUCUAUAUUUGAAGGUAGAGCACACUUUCUGGUAGGGUGUAUUAUUAUGCAAGCCUUUGGUCUGAAAGUGUUGUGCAAUUUUUUUCAGCAACAAAACCAGAGAGCAUCGGUGUUGCUAUGAAUGAUUCUCCUGUCGGUCUUGCAAAUUAUAUCCUGGAGAAAUUCCUUACAUGGUCAGGAUGUAAAGCUCAUGAACAUUUUGCUUGCGUGGAAUCAAAAUUUAGCAAAGACGAACUUCUUACUAAUAUUAUGCUGUAUUGGUUAACUGGAAGUAUGCCAUCUGCGAUGAGACUGUAUCGGGAAAACAAGUGGUCUGACAGAUCUCUGAUGUAAGUGCAUGUGUACCUUUUUUGGCAGAUACAAUCAGGAUACUAGAUAAAGAUGGCAACCAUACUGGCGGCAGUGGUGUCGAACUGAAAUGCUAACAAGACUCUCGAAAAGGGGGGGAGGGGGACACGGAUGGCUACCUUACUCUACGGGCAACCCUUCAACUGAUUAUAGAUAUGAUAGAUGCUAUAUACCUAGUAUGAAUGCUGGGUUUGGUGGAUAAUCCAAGUAGCAUAAUUAUAAGACCUAACCAUGAACGGUUGUGAAAAAUGCAAUGCUAGAGUCGAACCUGUGGCCCUACGAUCUGGUGUUGCAUUUUUCGGAACCGUUCCUGGUUAGGUCUUAAAUUAUGUAUAUAUAUGCUUACUUGGAUUUUCCACCAAACCCAACAUUCUAGUUCAACCAAAUGAAGUGCAAAACAUAUCUUUCAAGUUCUAUCUAGUAUGAAUAUUAGGGGGUAUUAGAGUCCAAACUUACCACUGUUUAUUUCAAUUUGCAGGAGCCCAAAUCCAGUCCCGACUGGCUUAGCAAACUUUCCACAGGAUGUGAUUCAGCAACCACAAGCUUGGCUACAUGUCACCUUUCCUAACAUUGUUCAAUUCACUGAAAUGCCUCGUGGCGGCCAUUUUGCCGCCCUUCAGGAACCACAGUUGCUUGCGGACGACAUUUGGACAUUUGUUAGAGAAGUUGAGAACAGUCCAAAAGCAAAAACACAAGAUGCAUAAUAGGAAUUAUAAACUUUACAGUAGACUCUAAUUUAAUGUAUUACCUAGACUCUAGUUGAUUUAAGGAAUGGCUGGAUAUGGCCCUGAAUUAAAUGAAUGCAAAUAAAUGGAGAAAUGAGAAGAGUUGGUAAUGAGGCAUCAGUAUUUACGCAGGGGUGGGGUUAAAGAUGGCGUGUGUUAACCCCUCCUAGUUUUGGCAAAGGGGGCGAGGGAGAUGUCAAUUUCAAUAUCAGAUCCCUUUUUUAGUUGGAAAUUAGGCAAUAUCUUAGCUUUUUUUCCAACUUACCAUAUCAGGAAAUUUCAGAAAAAGGAAAUGGCAUUGAAGUUGAAUGUCUGUGGAGGUACAAUGUGACAAGUAAUUAGUAUUAAUCAAUUACUUUUAACAAGUAAUUAGUAAAUUGUAAUUAAUUACUUUUUAACAAGUAAUUACAGCAGUAGUCAAUUACUUUAACAAGUAAUUAGUAAUCAAUUACUUUUUAAUUAACACGUAG